CUUUAAAAACGCGCUCGAUUGGACGGAUUCCUCCCACAGACUCGCAUCACCCGCAAGACAGUGCAUCGACGAAACCAAAGACAAAGAAAAAAAACGCGAUGGCAGCCCGACUUUCAACGGCUUUCUUCCGCUGGUUUGUUGCGCUAUGGCUCGGCAUGAUUGCCACCGUUAGCGGGCACGGCAUGGUGCUGGAUCCGAUCGCGCGUGCAUCUCGCUGGCGUUGCAAUCCGCUCGCCCUGCCCAACUACACCGACAACGAGCUGUUCUGUGGCGGGUUUCAGGUACAGUGGGGCACGUACGGUGGCCGGUGCGGAGUGUGCGGCGAUAGCUAUGGAGAUCCGCAGCCCCGUCGCCACGAGCUCGGUGGCAUGUACGGGCAGGGCGAUAUUGUGCGGCAGUACGCGCAGGGUAGCGUGAUCGAGGCGAGAAUCCGGCUGACGGCAAACCAUCGAGGAUACUUUUACUUCGAUCUGUGCAAUCUGUCCUCGAACGGUGGUACGGAGGAUGAGGCCUGCUUCGGCCGCAAUCCACUAUACUUGGUGGACGGCAGCCGGAACUGGAGUUUGCCUUCCACCGCGACUGGCGAGUAUCGCGUCAGCUUGAAGCUGCCCGAUGCGGUCACCUGCACGCAUUGCAUUUUCCGCUGGACAUAUGUGGCAGGAAACAACUGGGGCUACUGUGACGACGGAACGGGCAAACUUGGCUGCGGACCGCAGGAAACGUUCAAAACCUGUUCCGACAUAAGGAUAGCCGCUCCUCAGGAUGUUAUUCCUAGCUUCGCUUACUGCACUAAAGCUGUUUAGUUGAGUCGAAUCUACAAACCUAAGUCCUCCUGUUCACUUACUGUACUAUAUUAGGCAAAUAAAGAAAGGCAAAAAAGUUAACAAAUCCCUA
Molecule: messenger RNA, 894 nt
Organism: Anopheles stephensi (Asian malaria mosquito)
Lineage: Eukaryota; Metazoa; Arthropoda; Insecta; Diptera; Culicidae
Exons: 2
Coding region: 99-803 (234 amino acids)
Source: RefSeq, a predicted model, not a curated record